AUGAAACCUUAUUUGUUUACUACCCUUUCAAUCGCAAUUGCUAGUGUUUUUCUAGAAGCUUUUGGCGUGACAGCUGAGACUGUAAAGAUCCAGCACCCUAAAUUCAUUAAUGGUACUUCCAAUGCUGUCCCUGGUCAAUACAUUAUUCGUUUUGACUCCAAAAAAUUUGGCGGCCUUAAACUCAAGGUCAAACAAGAAAUCAAACAUGAUUUCUUUAAUGCUAUCUCUGUUGACAUUAGUCAUGCAAACAAAGAUAUGCAUGAAACAGCGCUCAAGAGCAUUUUAGAAAGAUCUGAUGUCAAGGCUGUUUAUCCUAUCAAACAAUUCUCUCAGGCUAAAGUAUUCAGAUCCGAAAAUGCUAAUAAGAAAAGAGAUAGCGUACCUUCUUUUUUGCCUCAUGCUAUGACCCAAGUGGAUAUUGUUCAUUCCAAGCUUAAGAAUAAAGGUAAAGGCAUUUUUGUUGGUGUUAUUGAUUCAGGCAUUGAUUACUUACAUCCUGCUUUGGGCGGUGGUUUUGGUAAAGGCUACAAGGUUGCUGCAGGCUACGAUUUAGUCGGUGAUGACUACUCUGGUACUAAUACGCCUGUUCCUGAUGAUGAUCCUAUGGAUAGUUGCUCUACUUUGGGUCAUGGUACACAUGUUUCCGGUAUUAUUGCUGGUUAUGAUACAUCUAAUAAUUUCACUGGUGUUGCUCCUGAAGCCACACUUGGUAUGUGGCGUGUAUUUGGCUGUGGUGGAGGCUCUGUCGGAACCGACAUUCUGAUCAAAGCUAUGCUAAUGGCUUAUGAUGCAGGUGUUGAUGUCAUUAACUUGAGUAUUUAUUCAGUAAAUGCUUGGUCUAAUGUUGAUGAUCCUGAAAUUAAUGUUGUUAAUCAAAUUGCUUCUAAGGGAGUGAGUGUCGUUGCUUGUAGUGGUGAUGCUGGUGAUAGUGGUAUUUACACUGUUGGUAGGCCUUCUGUUGCUCCCGGAGCCUUCUCUGUUGCCUCCAUCCAGAACGAAUAUUUCAGCACUAAAUAUAUUACUGCCACUGGGAUUGACCAUAAUAUGAGAUAUCUUCAAGGCGGAGACAACACGCCUAAAGAUGGCGAACUUGCUGCUGGCGAUAUUGAUGCCUCUAGUAAUAUUCAAGCAUGCGAUCUGGAUCAUAUCCCUUCUGAUGUCCAAGGCAAGAUUGCUUUGAUUAAAUUCGGUGCUUGUAAGCUUCAUUUGAAAGUCUCUAAUGUAGCUUCCAAGGGUGCAGUUUCUGUUAUCGUUUAUAACAAUGUGCCUGGUGACUUGCGCACAACCACUUCUGGUCUGGAUCUUCCUGUUGUCACAGUCAGCCAAGAAAGUGGUGUAGAACUCCGUGCAGCUCUUGAUGCUGGUAAGAAAGUUUAUAUUGGCUUUCAUCCUGAAGGCCAACCUACUCCUGUGGAAGACGGUAGAACAGUCAAUAGUUUCUCGUCUGUUGGUCCUACUGCUGAGCUUGACCUUAAUCCUCAUAUCGCUGCUGUGGGUGGCCGUGUUUAUUCUACUCUACCUCGAAGACUUGGUAGCUGGGGCAUAAUGUCAGGCGGUUCCAUGGCAUCACCUUAUGUUGCUGGUUCCAUUGCCUUAUAUCUUCAUGCUCAUGGAAAGAACAGAAAAUCCAUCAAAUACAUUCAAGAGCAAUUCCAAAAUUAUGCUUCCCCUGUUUCUUUAUACAACAAGUCCACGAUUGAUUCUCCUGUUCGUCAAGGUGCUGGUCUUCUUCAAGUUUAUGACACACUCACUCAACAUAUACAUGUCUCUCCUGCUCAAAUCAGCUUCAACGACACUGCCAGUACCAAGUACAGAACUCAGACAAUCACUGUCACAAACAGUGGAGACAAAACUGUUCAAUUUGAAGUCUUGAAUGAUGUGAGUACUGGUGUUGUGAGCUAUAAUGUGGAUGAAAGUGGUUAUAUGCCUAUUGAACCUGCUGGUGACAGCCGUAUUUCUGCUAAAUUGCGUUUCUCUACAAAGAACUUUAAGAUUGCCCCUGGUGCAUCUCAAAAGAUAACCAUCACUGUAACACCUCCCACUGAAAAUGCCAAGAAUUACAUUAUUUAUGGCGGUUUUGUUCGCUUGAAAUCUUUACAACAAGGCAACAAUGUUGACCUCAAGAUUCCUUACAUUGGUGUUAAUAACAAGCUUAGUAGUCUUCCCAUUUUAGGCGAAGGAUCUCCUUUUAUUGUAAAUCAAGAUUCUCAGAACUUCGGCUUAAACUACAACUAUACUGUCAAUCGUUCCAACGAUGAUUAUCUCACUAUUUAUAUGCAAGUAGUCACUCCAAGUGCUCAUAUCAAGGGUGAGGUAUUGAAGAACAACAAAAUGAUCGGUAAAUUUGGAGAAGACCUUGAUUACAUCUCACGCAAUGCUCUCACAACAAAUCAAUACACAACCUGGAAGUUCAGUGGCAAUUAUAUUCCUUCUGGUUCAACUAAUGGUUCUUUUACUCCUUUACCUGAAGGAACCUAUCAAUUCCGUAUCCGUGCCUUGAAGCGAUUCUCUAAUCCUGCUGUUCAAUCUAACUGGUACAACUGGCUUUCUGGCCCCAUCACUGUAGAAAACUAAGUUCUUUUAUAAUAUAACAUUCCUUACAAUAACUGCAAAGAAUUACAUAAUAUCAGGGAUUCGGAUUAUCUGAAAGUGGAGUCAAUGAUAAUCAUUUUAUUGGUUUAUAAUUGACAUGUGAAAAAGAGACUAUUUUUAAAUUCCCCGAUGGAGUUGAAACACUGUAUAGUGUAACUGAUGAUAUUCAAGAUAAUGAUGGCAUAUUUUUGUCAUUCUUUUUAAAAGUACAUCAAGAUAUUUGGCACAAUGUCA
This is a messenger RNA of Gilbertella persicaria, 2826 nucleotides long. Its product is annotated as peptidase S8/S53 domain-containing protein. Gene Ontology annotation, molecular function: serine-type endopeptidase activity; tripeptidyl-peptidase activity. Gene Ontology annotation, biological process: proteolysis. The transcript is spliced from 6 exons. Gene Ontology annotation, cellular component: membrane; cytosol; cell wall. NCBI's taxonomy places the organism in Eukaryota, Fungi, Mucoromycota, Mucoromycetes, Mucorales, Choanephoraceae. The record is from RefSeq and is a predicted model, not a curated record. The coding region runs from base 1 to 2574 and encodes 857 amino acids.